CCUUCUUUCUUUAUGUGUAAAUUCUCUGCAGCGUUAUCAUAAUCUGAGCUGCGAAUCCUGGCCGGAGCUCUGUUUUUUUCAGUUUCGUCUGUUUCAAGAAGCUCAGAUUGGACCUCAAAGGUCAAUAUUCGGUGUUUGAAGCUCCAAUACUUCGCAAAAGUUUUGAUUUUUACCGUCAAAUGCCAUUAAAUGCGCUCUCCUCGACAGUGAUAAAUGCUCGCUCGUCGUCCUGCUCAGAACGCGCAUUUUGCUUUAAUUUUCGUUGAAAUUUCAUUCGGAAUUUGGUUGAUGUUCGAAUUUGUUCAUUACACAGAGUUCUAAAUUUAGCUUCAAUGUCUUAUGAAGCUACUUAAUUUUUAGCCGGAGUUGCUUAGGUUUGAAGCAUUGGUGCCAUUAAACAAAGUUACCCCUUUUUGGUUCACACUGAGAAUGGAAUUGUGAGAAGCUCGGCUCGUUGUUUUGAAUUUUUUGGUUAAGAUUUUGAAUCUCUCGAGCUAGAGUGUUGCAUUUGGUAUGAUCUUGGUGGGUUAACAGACGAGAAGGUNAAGGGACCGGUCUUGGAGGAGAUGAAAAGAUCUUGGUGUUGGUGAGGUUGAGACCUUUGAGCGAAAAGGAGGUUUCAAGGAAUGAAGUUUCAGAUUGGGAAUGCAUCAACGAAAACACCAUUUUGUAUAGGAACAGUCUCCAGGAGCGCUCUGGACUACCAAGUGCUUAUACAUUUGAUAGGGUCUUUAGGGGUGACUGCUUAACAAGCGAAGUGUAUGGAGGAACAAAGGACAUUGCUCUUUCAGUUGUGAAGGGCAUUAACUCAACCAUCUUUGCAUAUGGACAAACCAGCAGCGGAAAGACAUACACCAUGAAUGGAAUAACCGAGUACACAGUGGCCGAUAUUUAUGAUUACAUGCAUAAGCAUGAAGAAAGAGCAUUUGUUUUGAAAUUCUCUGCAAUGGAAAUCUAUAAUGAAGUGGUUAGAGACCUCCUCAGCUCAGAUACUUCCCCUCUAAGACUGCUUGAUGAUCCAGAGAAAGGGACUAUAAUUGAAAAACUCAUAGAAGAAACUUUGAGGGAUUGGAAUCAUCUCAAGGAACUCCUAUCCAUAUGUGAAGCUCAGCGAAAAAUCGGAGAGACGUACUUGAACGAUUCAAGUUCUAGAUCUCACCAAAUUCUUAGACUGACAAUUGAAAGCUCUGCUCGUGAGUUUUAUGGGAAGGGAAACAAAACUACUCUUUCAGCCAGUGUGAAUUUUGUUGAUCUUGCUGGAAGUGAGCGCGCUUCUCAGGCAUUAUCAGUUGGUCAAAGACUUAAAGAGGGCUGCCAUAUAAACCGUAGUUUACUGACUCUGGGAACUGUGAUUCGGAAGCUAAGCAAAGGAAGAAAUGGCCAUGUAAAUUAUAGAGAUUCAAAGUUAACACGUAUUUUGCAACCUGCCUUGGGAGGAAAUGCUAGAACUGCUAUAAUAUGCACCUUAAGCCCCGCAAGGAGCCAUGUCGAGCAAUCUAGGAAUACUCUCUUGUUUGCUUGUUGUGCAAAGGAGGUGUCUACUAAUGCACAAGUCAAUGUAGUAAUGUCUGACAAGGCUUUGGUGAAGCAUUUACAGAAAGAGUUGGCUAGAUUGGAGAGUGAACUGAGAGUUCCAGGGACUUGCUGCGAUCAUGUGGCGUUGCUUAGGAAGAAAGAUAUGCAGAUUGAGAAGUUGGAAAAAGAGGUCAAGGAACGAACGAAAGAACGUGAUCUUGCACUAUCACGUGUUGAGGAUUUGCUGCAAAUGAUAGAAAACUUUCAGGGCUCGAACCAAAAGGUGCAGAGAGAACUUAAUCAUCCUUCUGAAUCUGUGAACGAGAAGACUUUUAAUGAACCCUCAGUUUCUGGUUCAGAGAAUGAACAAAGUUUUCUCUCAUCUGAUCUGAUUCAAAGAGAGGAACAUUCUUUGAGGAGUGAAGAAGAAGUUUCCGAUGAGCAUUGCAAGGAAGUUCACUGUAUUGAAGUGCAUGAUUCUGGCACAAAUAUUACUCCUGACUCUUCUGGUUUGCUCAACAAUGAGAACAUGGAGAGGAUUUCAGUAUCACCAACUAUCACACAUGUCACUAACGCUCUGGAGUUAUCAUCAACCUCUUCUGUGCAAUCAAGUGGUGCCGGAAAUUAUUCCAUCCCGGAAGCCGUAGAAGAGCAGAAAAUGCAAAGCAUGCAUGAAACUGCAGAAUCUGCUGUCAGACCUUUCCCUGAGAGAUCACCUCAGUGGAACAUACUGCACAAUAUGAUAGAUUCCAGAAGCCUGAAGCUAACCAGAAGCAGGAGCUGUAGAGCUAACAUAAUGGGUGGCUCUAUCUCUUCACUAAACUCUGAGGUAGAAGAACCAAGUUGUGAGACUACACCACCCAAUGGGUUGGAGAAAGAUUUUCCUGGGAGACCUCAAGGCUUCCACAGAAAACAUUGGAAACUUCCUCCAAUGAUCUAUGGAGCAGAAAAUCCUAAACUCUCAAGAAACAAUUCCCAGUCUUCCUUUGGUAGUGCUUUCGUAGACGAACUCAACGGUAGGAGCAAUGCACCAGAGGAUGAAGAAAUUCCAAGUGUUGACACUUUCGUGGCUGGUCUCAAGGAGAUGGCUAAAUUUCAUUAUGACAAUCAUCUGGUUGAAGAUGCAGAUUUUAGGGACAAUAAUUCCCAUAGGACUGCGAACGAUGUAGUAGUACUGGAUCCACUUGGGACUCCAAAUUGGCCUUCUGUAUUUGAAAGGUUGCGAAAUUCGAUAAUUGAGCUUUGGCAGAGAUGCAACAUAUCAUUGAUCCACAGGACAUAUUUCUUCUUGCUCUUUAAAGGUGACACGACCGACUCUAUUUAUAUGGAGGUAGAGGUUCGAAGGCUUUCCUAUCUCAAUGGCUCAUUUGCUAAGGGAAAUCCAGCCAUUCAAGGUGCCCAAAGACUCACCCUUGCAUCAAGCCUCAAAUCAGUUCGCCGCGAGCGGGGGAUGCUAAGCAGACUAGUCAAUAAAAGGUAUACGGAGAAUGAAAGGGACGAGCUGUACCAAAAAUGGGGUAUAGCCUUGAACGCGAAACGGAGGAGGCAGAAACUAGCUAACAACUUAUGGUGCAGUGCGGAUUUGAAUCAUGUGAGGGAGAGUGCUGAUGUUGUGGCAAAGCUGAUUGGGUUUGCAGAGCAUGGGGGAGGAGACGCCCCCAAGGAGAUGUUUGGGCUUAGCUUUACGCCGCGGGUGACCAGGAAAUCCUUUGGUUGGAGGAUCAACAGUGUGGCAUCAUCCCUCAUCUGAAUGCCACUCUGGUUAGCCUCUUUCUUAAUAGUUCAUUGAUGGUUGAAUCUGCAUUCUAGCCGGGGGUUUCUUGAAAACAACCUUUCUACUUCUCUACUGUCGAAUAGAGGUAAAGUUUGCGUAAAAACACCAUAUACAUACCUUACUUUCGUGGGACUUUACUGGGUUUGUGGUUAAAAAUGAUUGAAUCUGCAAUGGAUUGGUUGUUUAGAAGUUAGAAUAGCAUGCAUAAUACUUUCUGUAUUUUCAUUCUUGGAACAAUGGUAUUCAACUUUAGGGAUCACCCAGACAAAGUUUACUUUGUUUCCACAAAAAAACCAAUGGUUUUGCCCGCGAGAUGUAACCCUAUUGAACUCCCUACUUUAAUACUUCGUAUCCAAUAACAAAUAUAUCUAGCAAUUUCAUAGACACGGACGCGGUGUGUAUAGAGACAUUACUCGUUUUUGAAGGGGAAGAUACAUUUUUUUUGGAGCAAAUUGAGACAUUUUAUUGAUAUGAUUUUGUACAUUUUGUUGUAAUUAUGAAAGUACCUUGUCCAUAUAUAAAAUCCUAUUUUUUUUUUCAAUUGUCCCAAAAAUGAAGUCCUGUUCCGUUU
Molecule: messenger RNA, 3860 nt
Organism: Cuscuta campestris
Lineage: Eukaryota; Viridiplantae; Streptophyta; Magnoliopsida; Solanales; Convolvulaceae
Source: the annotation of a GenBank genome assembly